Molecule: messenger RNA, 225 nt
Organism: Funneliformis caledonium
Lineage: Eukaryota; Fungi; Glomeromycota; Glomeromycetes; Glomerales; Glomeraceae
Source: the annotation of a GenBank genome assembly
AUGAUCCAAAGGUCAAAAUCAAUCUUACCGUGGGAAAGCAAGGGGGGAACUUUUAGGCAGGGUAAUAGGCCUGUAAGUUUUCUUAGGGGUCUCUUAGAGAGUCCUCUCUAUGUUAAUUCACUCUAUGCCCCUAGUUCCAUAGCGCCGUCAAAGGACCCCUGGCAAGAGCCACGAGUAGUUCCGGCCAUUCCCUAUAGCGGGGCAGCGGAGCUUCCUUUCCCAUAA